Messenger RNA from Periconia digitata, 1903 nucleotides. Lineage: Eukaryota; Fungi; Ascomycota; Dothideomycetes; Pleosporales; Periconiaceae. The record is from the annotation of a GenBank genome assembly.
UCUUGAUCGAGGGAAGGCGAGUUUGGAUUUCUCAUUCUCUUUUCCCUCAAUUCUUUUGGACUUUGAGAUAUCUUGCCUUCAAGCUACAUCAACUACUACGUUGUGCCGUCUUCCAACAUACAUACAUGCCUUCCACCAGUGCUCAGUAUCAAACACACCCUACCACACCCUAUACAGCUUCACAAUACAGGACCGGACCCUCAUCAUCUUCUCAAAAGCCCGUCGACAUGUCUAACGCCCACAUGAUGUACUCAUACCCCAACCAACCCCACCACCCUUCCUACCCAUCGUCGUCUCCUCUACCCAUCCAUAUGCCACAGAAGCCAGGCUACUACUACCCUCAACCAAAUCAGCAAUACUCACACGUCUCCGCCUCACCCCCCGAAGCACCCCACAGUGCCACAACCUCGGGUGUUGCCUCCUACGAACCGUCUGCCACGUCAUCUAGCUAUGCAGGAAGCGCGUCAGACUACGAUUCCGCCAGCGGCGGUGCGGCAGGCGGUGUCGAUUUGCUAGAGUACAUGGGCGAGCGAUUGAACGGCAGCCUCGAUUCAACACGCUUGGACCGAAGUCUAGCAACGCAAGCCAAAGCAUCCGGAGAGCUCAACGCAAAACACCGCGAGCUCCUCCAAUUGCAGGCCCUCGCACAACAAAGACUCGCAGGCGUCAAAGUGAAUUUUGCAGAGGGCAUGAGGACCGCGAGGGGAGUGCAGAAGGAUUUGCAGUGGACGCAGCAGCGUGUCGAUUCAUUGAACAAUCGCGCCGCUAAGAAAUAUCCCGAACAAUUCAAGGCUGCUCAGCGACGAUACCCGGCACCCGUUGAUUACUAGAGGAAAAGAGAUUCUUUUUCUCUUCUCCCUCACCCCCUCUGUAUAAAUCGGCUGGCCGAGAUCGGAUAUCCAACCUUCUUUUUCAUUCCAGCCAACCACCUCCUUCUCUUUUCUGAAAGCGGAAAAACGACGAUAUAUGAAAACUCGUCUCCUGUUGAUGAAUCUUUUCUACGCUACGAUACGAUUACGGCCACUUUCCCUGUGUUCCCUUCCCCCUCUCUUUUCAGAGUCCUUUACUAUCUCACUGUCUUAAGAAUACACAACAUCACGGAUGAAACGGCGGCGAUCUCGAAAUAUUCAGUUCAUUCACCUUUUUUUCACUUUUUUUACAACCUCUUAUACGGACAGAUAUCUCGAAGUGAAUGAAAAUGUGGGACAGCUAGGGUGGAUUUCUGCUUUUAUGUUAUCUUCUCAUCCGGCGCCUGGUUUUUCUGCCAUCGUUUCUACAGAGAUACACAAUUUCACUAGUUUUCCCAUGUCUGCGGUUCAAUUUCCUUUACCCCCCCUUCACCCUCGCUGGAUACGAUGUUCUUCCCCCCAGCAACACACCCGUCUCCCCUGGUAACUAAUCAAGCAAGCAAGCACGCAAGCACGCAAGCACGCAAAACAACGAGAGAAGAAAAAAAAAAGUUCUCAAAACACCACGACAUCCUAUCCCGCUGCCCCAAGGCUCCACACAUGCCCCCCUCUUCUCCUCCGCACCAUGACUGCCCAGAAAAGAGCACACUCCUCCUCCUUGCCCCUAAAAAAGAAGAGGAAAAAAGAAAAAGGAAAUUAACUAUUUCUAUCCUCAAACACUCACUCUCCCUGCAAAGCCCCCAUCCAUCAAGUCCCCUAACCCACAAACCCUCCCCCCCAAUCCCACUCCCUCGCUGCUUUAAUCCCGCAUCCACAUCCACAACAUCCGCACAAUCCCCCCCCCCUCGCUCCCCCUGACUAACCCACCGACCCACUCCCCCGGAACCCUCAUUCAUUCUCUCCAUGUGCAGACCCCUCCGUUCUAGCUAUCCUAUCCUAUCCAUCCAUCCAUCCAUCCAUCCGUCUUUGUUCUAGCCCCCGCCCCAGCGUGUCCC